AUUCUAGUUUAUUAAUGAGUAUCACUGAUUUCCGCCAUUCUCUCUUGCCCCUACCAGGCGUCGCGAACAUAUCGUCUUAUUAUGAUUGUAAUUCUUGUAUUCUUGUUCUUAGUUUGAAUUGAGUGUGUUUGCUAUCUUAUUGUAGAAAUUUGCAACGACUGUCAGUUUCCUAACCUCUUUGCCGACGAAUGUUCCGGUGUUUCAUAUUGUGUUCAGUUAAUAGUAACAUAUAAUCACAUAACAUGAUGUCGCGGUCUGUGCGUGCAGAGACUCGUAGUCGUGCCAAGGAUGAUAUUAAGCGUGUAAUGCAAGUCGUUGACAAAGUUCGCCAUUGGGAAAAGAAAUGGGUUACAAUCGGAGAAACUACUAUGAAGAUUUAUAAAUGGGUACCUAUAUCGACACUUGAUCAGAAGAAGAAAGGAAAAACAGUUGCAGACAAAGAAAAUGGUUUGCCAAGAAAAAGUGGAUUAGAUUCUUCAAAUUCCAACUUUGGUCUUACAGAGGAUUCAAAUACAUGUUUUUCAACUGUUAGUGAUUCUCAAGGAUUAACAGACUUUUCUGCACAUCUGGGAUUUUCAGAAGAUUCCAAUUCACAAAAUAGUGAACCAACACCUAAAAGAUGUUCAGUCCAUUUUAUGAUCUGAUUUGAAAGACAACAAAAAUAUAGUAUAAAAUUAUUUUUCAAAACAGAUUAUAUAUUUUAAAUAAUAUUCAUAUCAUCAUAAUAUUAUUUAAUUCAUGAAAUACAAACAAGAUUUUCAUUGAUUUAAUUAUAACAUCUUAAUCAUCAACAUAUAGAAUCUGGGACAUGUAAAAUAGGUAAUGAUACUUAUUUUUGCUGUAAAAUAGUACCUCCAAAAUACUUAUGUAUAAUGUUACAUUUAUCUUAAAGCUAUUUAUGUGUCUAAACAUAAUCACAUGUUCAAUAGUUGUUUGAUAAUUGAGUAUCAUUGUACAUACUUCAAAUACCAUUUUUUUGCUGAUUUAUAUUUUACAAUGAACUUGCAUUCCUUGAGAUUAUGUUAUAGCACCAUGAAAUGUACAAAAUACGCUUUGACACUUAUAAAUAAAAGAAUAAAAUUGCGAAUGUUUGAAUUUAUAUUUACAUAAGUUUUUAAGAAAGCAGAAAAUGCUUUGGUAAUGUUAUUACAUGAUCAUUUUCAUUUAUUUAAAAGCUAAUGUACUUAAAAUAUAUAAUGUUUAAACAUUUAUUAAAAGGAAGCAAGAAAAAAAUUUAUUACAUAGCUAAUUAUUACAAUUUCUGUAUGAUAACUGUAUAUAUAAAUUCUUAUCUAUUAUUUUAAUAAUCUGUGUGUGUACGUUAUAGACUAUGUACAGAAAAAAUCCGAAUAUAAAAAAAAAUUUAAUGUCUUUUUUAAUACCUUUAAUCUAAUGAUAAUCUUAAAUGAAAGAUUUUUACAUUUGAAUUUUCAUAAUUUUAUUUUAAUUUAAAUUCUUGAAUAUUAAUAUUAAUUGAUAUAAUUAAUAUGAAUAUAUUUGAUAAUAAAUUUAAUAUUUAAAAUUA
Apis mellifera (honey bee) is the source of this 1525-nucleotide messenger RNA. It is a transcript of the gene BCL7-like, whose product is annotated as B-cell CLL/lymphoma 7 protein family member B. The record is from RefSeq and is a predicted model, not a curated record. Lineage: Eukaryota; Metazoa; Arthropoda; Insecta; Hymenoptera; Apidae. The transcript has 5 exons. The coding region runs from base 243 to 644 and encodes 133 amino acids.